AUGAGAGAGAGAGAGAAUGACAAGUUUAUUUCUUGUUCUUUUGUUCGUUGUACUCGCUCUGUUGGUCUUUAUGAUUUGGAGACGUUAUUCACUUCCAGUUCUUCCCAAGAACUUCCCAAGCCACGACAGUCUACCCGUCCAAGAAUUUGUAGUCGACGUGGAAGCUCUGGAGGAAUAUAUCUAAAGAAGAGAGAGAGAUGGGUUUUUUGUGUGUUGCACUCNUCAUGUACGAAGCCGAAGAAGAGGUUCCUCCAGAGUGAAGCCGGAGCAUUUGUUGUUGACAUUGAACGUCUUGAGGAGUAUUUAAAAAGCAAGAAGAUGGAGUAA
Molecule: messenger RNA, 327 nt
Organism: Arabis nemorensis
Lineage: Eukaryota; Viridiplantae; Streptophyta; Magnoliopsida; Brassicales; Brassicaceae
Source: the annotation of a GenBank genome assembly